AUGAAGCUUUCUUUCCUCUCGUUGCUGGUUGGGACGGCAGUGGCUGGACCUCUCGGCAGCUACCGAGUGUUCGAACGACUGUCCGGAGCACCUGAACCAUGGGCCCUCAAGGCUGAAUCGAAACCUGGGGUCCUUCCAUCAGAAGCUUUCGAUGUCAGUACCCCCGAUCAUCCAGAUUAUGGUCGGCAUCUUAGCCGCGUGGAACUCGGAGACAUGCUUGCGCCUUCACCGCAGUCUUAUGACAUGGUUGCGGAAUGGCUGGAGGAAAAGGGUGUGUCUGAGAAGGCGACAAUCGAGGAUGAUUGGGUCAUCAUCGAUGGAACCAUUGGAGAUGCUGCAGAGCUUCUCCAGGCCGAAUACCAAUUGUUUGAGAACAAAGCAACUGGAAAGCUCACUGCUCGCACCUUGGCCUACAGUCUUCCCAAUGCUCUGCACGCUCACAUCGACAUAGCUGCUCCCACCAUCAAAUUCUCCACGCCUUCUGCAAUGAGAUCGACAAUCGUUCAGAAUUACCCGGUUCCAGCUGCAGUCAAAUCUUCGUCCGGUGACGUUCACGACGGACUCGACGUUGUCGCCUGCAAUAGCAGCAUCACCCCCGAUUGCCUCAAAGCCCUGUACAAGUUCAAGCACUUCAGGGCAUCAGCCCGAAAUGGGAACCAGCUCGCUCUGGCCGGGUUUAUUGAACAAUAUGCCCAACACGAUGAUCUGGCCCAAUUUCUGGGGGUCUACUCACCAAACGCCAACGGCUCUGACUUCUCAACAAUGCUGAUCAACAACGGCACCAAUCUGCAAGUCAAAGACCGACGAAGCAUCGACGAAGCAAACCUCGAUAUUCAAUACGGUUUCUCGUUAGCCUAUCCUACGCCAACCGUCUACAUCUCAACAGGCGGACGACCCCCGGAGAAUAUAAAAAAUGAAGUCGACAACGAGCCGUGCCUUGAGUUCCUCACCUACCUCCUCAAACUCGACAAUAUCCCUCAAACAAUUUCUAUCUCCUACGGCGAUGCGGAGUGGACCGUUCCCAAGAACUACGCCAACACAGUCUGCGACCUCUUUGCGCAAAUCGCAGCCCGUGGGACCACAGUCCUCGCUGCCUCCGGCGACGACGGCAUCGAAAGCAAAUGCAACAUAGUCGACCCCAACAAACUCCUCUACAACCCUAUGUUCCCAGGAGGCUGCCCCUUCGUUACAGCCGUCGGAGCAACAUACCAAGUCGCCCCCGAGGUAGCAGUCAAUUUCUCCGGCGGCGGCUUCUCAAAUUACUUCGCGAGACCAGCGUACCAGGACGCAGCAGUCAAUACCUACCUGACCAAACACGCAGACCCCGCCUAUACCAAGUACUUCAAUGCAUCUGGCCGAGCGUACCCUGAUGUUUCUGCCCAGGGGGUGGCAUUCCACACCAUCCAGACUGGCAAUGACGUCCCCGUGUCCGGAACCAGCGCUUCAUGCCCAGUAUUCGCGGCUGUCGUUGCGUUAUUGAACAGUGAUCGGAUUUCGAAUGGCCUUCUGCCGUUUGGCCUCUUGAACCCGUGGUUGUAUAGCAAAGCAGCGGAUGCGCAGGCAUUCAACGAUAUUGUGAACGGGAAGGGACUGGGCUGUGAGGGUCAAAUUCCGGGUUCAGGGUUCGCUGCUACAGUUGGAUGGGAUCCAGUGACUGGCUUAGGAACUCCAGACUUCAAGAAAUUGCGGAAAAUGAGCACUGGGAUUGAUAGUUAGAUGAGAAAAUAUGCGAGGACAGAGAGGAACGUGUUUCAAGGCCAUUAUGAUCGGGACUUUUGAUACAUAUCAAAAUUGCGCCAAGUAAAUAAGAAGCCGAAUUCUCUAGUCAGAGCUGCUCCUCAUGAUAUUGCAGAACUGUAUUCCUUGUCAGCUUGCCAGAGCCGGAUUCAAACCCAACUCAUACUGAUACAUCAGACUAAAAACAUCCCUUCAGGCCGAGGUUUUCACCUUCUUAGGGACGAUGAUAAAGGAAAAUAAUGUGAAUAGUCUAAUAUAACUUUGGG
Hyaloscypha bicolor E is the source of this 2003-nucleotide messenger RNA. Its product is annotated as subtilisin-like protein. Gene Ontology annotation, biological process: proteolysis. Lineage: Eukaryota; Fungi; Ascomycota; Leotiomycetes; Helotiales; Hyaloscyphaceae. The transcript has 2 exons. Bases 1 to 1716 code for a protein of 571 amino acids. Gene Ontology annotation, molecular function: tripeptidyl-peptidase activity; serine-type endopeptidase activity. The record is from RefSeq and is a predicted model, not a curated record.